Rana temporaria (common frog) is the source of this 908-nucleotide messenger RNA. RefSeq names its product fibrinogen-like protein 1-like protein. NCBI's taxonomy places the organism in Eukaryota, Metazoa, Chordata, Amphibia, Anura, Ranidae. Bases 24 to 755 code for a protein of 243 amino acids. The record is from RefSeq and is a predicted model, not a curated record. The transcript is spliced from 3 exons.
GGUUGAAAUAUUCAGAGAAGGCAAUGGGUUGGCGAUUUGAAGCAAUAUUUUGGGCUUCGGCAGCCUGCAUCCUGAGCCUGUUCUCAGUAUUAGCCGCUGAAGACCCUCCAAAAGUAAGACUUCAAGAAGGGUUCCCCAUUGAUUGUGAUAAGCUGCCGAAAGACAGCCCAAGUGGUGUUUAUGUAAUUAAGCCCCACACAUCACCUCCACUGGUAGUCUACUGCCAUGUGGAUGAGGAUGGCAAGGGUUGGACUGUAAUUCAGAAGAACUCAUAUAAGACUGAACUCACAUGGCUUGAAUCUUGGACCACCUACAAAUAUGGCUUUGGAAAUGUGAUGCAGGAUUACUGGCUCGGCAAUGAGUACAUUCACCUUCUCACCUCUCAGAAGGUCUACAUGGUUCGAUUCCUACUAAAAGACAAAGCAGAGAAGGAGUGGCACGCCGAUUAUGAUAUCUUUAGUCUUGACAAAGAAGUUAAUGGAUAUACACUUCGUUUAGGCAGGUACUCGGGCACUGCAGGGGACUUUCUUUCCACAUUUGACACAAGUACUAUCCAUGAUAACAUGAAAUUCUCUACAAAGGAUAAAGAUCAGGACCGCUCAACCAGUAACUGUGCAGCAUCCCAUGGUGGCUGGUGGUAUGAUAACUGCUACAUUGUCAUGCUGAAUGGCAAAAGCCACAUUUACUGGAAGAAUGUGUGUACUGGAGAUUGCGCCCAAUCGAUAAUUAUGGUCCGACCUACAGGUAUUUGCUGAAGACAAUACAAAAGAGAAAUGGACUAUGUGUUAUAGCAGCAAACUGUAUGAAAGUUCAUGAUUAUGGUGUAUGAGUACUACUCUGAUUAUGUUCUUUCUGCUCCAUAAAAAUAUUAGAAAAAAAUAAAUAAAAGCACUUUAGUUUGCAGCAAU